AAAGGAAAUACCGCAGUGCAUUCUGGGAUAGCACAUACAGAGAGAGGUCAGAAAACUUCAGAUUGCUCAAGAUGUCGGUCAUUUGUCUAUCGUCCUUGGGUCGCUGUAGCGCCGUGGCAUUCCGUUCUUCCGCCGGAAUGGUGGUAAGGAUGUGUUAAAUACGUCUGUGUCCAUUUUAACGAUUACCCAAAAGUUAAGGUGGUUUGUUGAUCGUUUCGAACGAAAUGCGCUUGUCAGCUAGCUAUUGUUUACAGACGGCUCGUUGCGGAAGCUUCCGUAGCAUGGCGUACUCACCAAAAUAACGUUUCCAGUCAACAGAGGAAUAUUCAGUAUCUCCAGGAACAAUACUUACGAUUGUGUUGAAUGUGUCCGUCGCUAUCAAAUAAGCGUUUAAAACACGCUUUAAUCCAGGGUCUCCCAUUUUCCGCCUGUGGUGGGCUGCCAUUGUAGUCCAUUUUAGACCACGUAGUCACGCGAGAGUGAACUACAACAACAGCUCCCAUUUCUACAGCCUGAAAAUGGGAGACCCUGGAUGAUAACAUGUCUUAAACGCUUAUUUGAUAGCGAAGGACACAUUGAACACAUCGAAUCGUAAGAGUUGUUCCUGGAGAUACUGAAUAUGCCUCUGACUGGUAACAUUAUUUUUGUGAAACCGAAUAGUUUAGAUUUAGUUGAUCAAGGAUUGAUCACACCUACAGCAUCAUUGCACAAAAUGGUAUGCAGCAUCAUCUAGAUAUGUGUGCAACAAAAGUUCAACAUUCACCUUCUGCUACCAUUUCUGUCAAGUCGUCUAUGCAUACAAUUUGAUGCAUACCUUCGAUAAAUCUAACGUAUGAACCACACAGAACGCACUGCAACUGCCUGCACAGGCAGUGAUCACAACGACAGGGUCAUUGCGGUAUGGUACACCAGAACUACAUUCAUUUCCAAUGAAACGCUGCGUUUGCCUUGCAGCAUUGCGUUGCAGACGCCUCGAUAACAUCCACAGCGUUACAUUUUCGUACACCAGAACUACAUUCAUUUCCAAUGAAACGCUGCGUUUGCCUUGCAGCAUUGCGUUGCAGACGCCUCGAUAACACCCACAGCGUUACAUUUUCGUACACCAGAAGUACAUUCAUUUCCAAUGGCAGAGGCAGUUGCAAUGUGUUCUGUGUGGUGCAUACGUUGGAUUUAUCGAACCUAUGUGUGAAACUGUAUGCUUAGACGGCUUGACAGAAAUGGUAGCACAAGGUGAAUGUUGAACUUUUGUUGCACACGUCCAGAUGAUGCUGCAUACCAUUUUGUGCAAAACACUAUCGGUGUGAUCAAGGAGUAAACAAUGGCUUGUUGUUUGAUGAAGCACUCUUGCUAGCUGCUAAUGUUACAGCAGAAGCUACCUAGCCUGCUGGUUAGGAUAACCAGUGUCAAAAUGUUAGCUGUCACUUGAGAGUAUGUAGCUAACCUCUCAUCAGUGUGAGGGAGUUUGUUACCUGUGUAACUUAACUAUCUGGGUAGGUUAGCUAGCUAGCUAUCAUUACUUAGUAAAGUAAACAAAUGAGAACUGCUGCUAGCUAGGUAGGAUGAUGUAUGCAGAAAUAGGGAGUGGAAUGGACCAUGUUAUAUAAUAAGGGUUCACCUUGGUUGAUUUGUCACUGUAUGAAUUAAGUUAGCUAAUUAAUAAAGCUGGGCUGGUUAUCUCAGUCAAAUUAAGUAAGAAAUAAAUACUAUUUCAUUAUCUGACUGAACCUUAUGCAGGCUUAACAAUGUCCUAUCAGUAUAACGUUAGCCCUGGUACUUCAGUACUUCUACUAGACCACCAUGUAAGGAGGCUAUUUAGUCUUCUUUCCAUACAUACAGAUAGAUAUACAUUUUCUUAUAUAUAUGGCUGGUUUCUUGGACAGAGUAGGGGGGCUUGCCAGCUAGCUAUAUGGCUAGUGUCAGAGUAGCCGACUAAACUCAAAAUAGAGUUGUGGUGACUAGCGUGGGUGGACUGGAGUUCCGACAUCACAUAAAAUACAGUUUUUAUCAAAAACGAUUGCACAAUGUCGUGUGUAAUUGCAGACGAUUCUUUGGAUGCAAAAAUCAGUAGUUUUUGAUAACUUCAUUUUAUGUGACAUCGAAGCUCCAGGCCUCCCACACCAGUCGCUGGUCAACUCCAUCGUAAAUCGUGGAGUUUAAUCGGCUAGUGUCAGAGCUGACAGUAAGCAAAAACUAGUGGAUGUUUUGGCAGCCGCUGCCAAAAUAGCACAGCAAUGUAAACAGGAUGGCCGACUUUGCUUAGUCAAAUAAAGGCACAUAUUUUGUGCUAUUGUUUGAUCUUGCUUCAUCUGUUGCUUGUCAAUACUUCAUAUUGUGUCCACUGGAGAUAGUGGUAUUGUUCACAUGUUUAAAAUGAAGUAAAUACAUUAUGUGCAGAAUGAGUUGGGUUAGUGGUGUAAGGUUAUAUUAUCAUAUAACACUUGAUGUAAUGUAGUUAUGUGAUCUGUAGGGGGACCUGUAUGGGAAUGCCACAAAAUAUGUCUGACCUUGCUGCACCAGGUAUACGUUUCCUCUGAUGUAGGAUCAGCUUACCCUUCCCCAUAUCCUGACCUUAGAUCAGUGUCUAGGUGGGGCAACUUCACACAACUCCCUCAAAUACCUUCUAUACACCUACUCUCUGUGAUGGACUAACGUUAAACUAUUCACUCAACACUGUUUAUACAAUCCUCAUACCAGGAACAUCAUUCAUGAAGAACUUGUUCUAGGCCACAGUUUGUCAUGUGGUUUGUUAUGACACACAUGGAAGAAGCAGUCCUCCUCACUCUCCUCUCUUACUGUCAGGCGGUUCGGUAUGCUCAGACAGCAGCAGCCACAGCCCCACAGCCUAGAAUCAAGAAGUUCCAGGUGUACCGCUGGGACCCAGACACAGUUGGGGACAAGCCUCGCAUGCAAACCUUUGAGAUCGACCUCAACACGUAAGUACAGCCCGCCUUAUCAGCUCCACACUUCCAUUAGUUUAUUGGAACAAGGACUUUGUCAUUUAUUGAAUGUUAUCACAAACCACGUUUAAUUUCUUGCGCAAUUUCAUUGAAAAGCAUUCACAGUUUAGGCUACAGGGUGGUGAAAGUGCACGGUGAUGAACUUGAUGCUCCUUUCCAAUAAAAUCGAGGGUCUUAAUUUGUAUGCUAGUGACAUGAUGAUCGGUGCUUAGCUGCCAAUGAACAAACAAAAAUGAUUUUGCUCUUAUCCAUCUCAUCAUAUAACCUAACCUGUCCAGUGCCCACUUUAUCAGCUAACUGUUGUCUAGAGAGCAUGCACGAAAACCAGAUUGGGCAAGUUUGCCAUUUGUCGCAACAGUUUGUCUGACAACACUAUCAAUAGAGUGAAAAAUGCAAUGGAAACACAUUUAACUCCUGUUUUUUUAUUUGGUACAUGAACCUUAAGUGCAAAAGUUAUUUUUAUGUGCACUACUUCAUCACGCACAGCCUUUUAUCCCCAACAAAAUCAGUCUGAUGGAAACACCUCUGGUGUGGAAAUGCAUUUUUUUACUGCUGAUUUUAUCAUAUACGCAUGAAAAUCUGUCGCAAAUUGAAUGGAAACCUAGCUACUGUGCUAGAUCUUUUUAGUACAGCUCUCCCCUUGUAUAUGGUGGUGAUGGAAGAAAACCCCUCUAGAUUAGAGAGUGGCUGUCCUUGACUGGUCCUGGGCAGUGGUAUGUUCUGUUGAUGUUCAUCCUCUUUCAUUUAGGAGUUUGCGACUUGGGAGUUACAGAAUGGCUUCACAUGUCUCAAGGCGGCCAAUUAUAUCUCCCGAUACAGUCCUCGUAUAGUUCUCAGAAACAGAAGAGCAUGUUGCAGUGGUGUUUAGGGCAUUAAGUAUUAACUCAAGUGACGACACUGUUAGAGAGCGAAUCAUGAGCACCCUUCAUAUGGAAUUAAGGAGGAUAAUCCUGAUACUCUGGAUAGGUUCCCAGUCCUCUUCCUGUUCUUUCUCCAUCUGUCCAGCCCUAUUGGCUCACCUCUGGCAAUGAGGCAUCGUGACAAAAAAACCUUGGGGUACUAUCAAAUUGUAUUACUCACAUGCGCCGAAUACAACAGGUGUAGACCUUACAGUGAAAUGCUUACUUACAAGCCCUUAACCAACAAUGCAGUUUAAAGAAAAAUAAGUGUUAAGUAAAAAGUGGAUAACUAAAAAAUAACAAAUAAUUAAAGAGCAGCAGUAAAAUAACAGUAGUGAGGCUAUAUACAGGGGGUACCGGUACAGAGUCAAUGUGUGGGGGCACAGGUUAGUCGAGGUAAUUGAGGUAAUAUGUACAUGUAGGUAGAUUUUAAAGUGACUAUGCAUAAUAAACAGAGAGUAGCAGCAGCGUAAAAGAGGGUGUGAAAUGCUUACUUACAGGCCCGUCCCAACAUGCAGAGAGAAAGAAAAUAGAGAAAUAAUAGAAAAAUAAUAAUAAAUAUAACGUGGCUAUAUACAUGGGGUACCGAGUCGAUGUGCAGGGGUACGAGGUAAUUGUACAUAUAACUAGGAAUAAAGUGACUAGGCAACAGGAUAGAUAAUAAACAGUAGCCGCAGCGUAUGUGAUGAGUAAAAAGUGAGUGCAAAAAGGGUCAAUGCAGAUAGCCCGGGUAGCUAUUUGGUUAACUAUUUAACUAACUAUCUAGCAGUCUUAUGGCUUGGGGGUAGAAGCUGUUCAGGGUCCUGUUGGUUCCAGACUGUGCAUCGGUAUUGCUUGCCGUGCAGUAGCAGAGAGAACAGUCUAUGACUUGGGUGGCUGGAUUGUUUGACUAUUUUUGGGGGGCCUUCCUCUGACACCGCCUGGUAUAGAGGUCCUGGAUGGCAGGGAGCUCGGACCCAGUGAUGUACUAGGCCGUACGCACUACCCUCUGUAGCGCCUUGUGGUCAGAUGCCAAGCAGUUGCCAUACCAAGCAGUGAUGCAGCCAGUCAAGAUGCUCUCAAUGGCUCAGCUGUAGAACCUUUUGAGGAGCCGAGGGCCCAUGCCAAAUCUUUUCAGCCUCCUGAGGGGAAGAGGCGUUGUCGUGCCCUCUUCAUGACUGUGUGGGUGUGUGUGGACCAUGAUAGAUCCUGUGUGUCUUAGGAAACAAUACGUUGACUGUCUGUCUCCCUCCUUUCAACAGCUGUGGUCCCAUGGUAUUAGACGCCCUCAUCAAGAUCAAGAAUGAGAUGGACGGCACUCUGACUUUCCGUCGCUCCUGCAGAGAGGGUCAGUCUCCAGUGGUGGGAAGGGAAGUGGGGUUAGUUUGGGGAUACUGAUGAAUAGAUGAAAUGGUUGGAAUGAUUUUAGUGGUGAAUCACUAAAUGUUCUGUGCGGAGUGAGAGAAGAGCUGGGAUCAGUGUUCUUAAAGGUUGGCUUGCUGUUUUUUUUACUGUUACAUUAGGGGAUUUAGAUAGCAUCAUCGUUGGAAAAAGAUUGGAGAAGAGGUUGAAAGGUUGGGCGUUUGAUCCCUGGCCCAGUCAUACCAAAGACUGUAAAAAUGGGACCUGAUGCGUCUCUGCUUGGCACUCAGCAUUAAGGAGAUACAUUGGGGGUAAGGUCUUGCGAUAGACUAGCGUCCUGUCUAGAGGGUGUACUUGUACAUCAAGUUGCCUCAUGCUACAGAAACAGGAGAUGGGCUCCUGCUCCUGUGAGCCAUUCCGGCUCGCGCACGCCAAGGUUCGUGCAAGGCUACUAAGGUUGGAAAGUGUGUCCAGGAUGGAAUUAUCUAAGAACAGGCUGUCCAGGGAUAAUACUAGAGCAGCUUAGAUCUAGUGACUGACUAUCCUCAGAUGGAUAUGCUCUAGCCAAGGAAACCUAACACGUGUCAGUUCCUUCUACAACUUCAUUAUGAUGUCCCAGGUGAGUAAUACAGUGUGUGUAUCUGUGGGUUUGCUAUGGAGCAGGUAUCUGCGGAUCCUGUGCAAUGAACAUCAAUGGAGGCAACACACUGGCCUGCCUCAACAAGAUUGACACCAACACCAGCAAGGCUACCAAGAUCUACCCUCUGCCACACAUGUACGUGGUCAAGGACCUGGUGCCUGUGAGUAUCAUCACAUUCCCUCAAAGCUCUUUACAAACUGGCUGUAUUCCUUUAUCCACCAUUAUGGCUUUCAAUGGUCAAUCCCACAUGACAAUUGGAGUGAGUUUGUGAUGGCGUUAUGUUUUGGUUGCAGGAUAUGAGUAAUUUCUAUGCUCAGUACAAGUCCAUCGAGCCCUACCUGAAGAAGAAGGAUGACACAAAUGAGGGAAAGGAACAAUAUCAUCAGACUGUGGAGGACAGACAAAAACUGGUACACCCAAAUUACCUUAGUUCAAUGAGCAUAAUUGAGAUGUUUGAACUGAGGGCUGCAAUUGUGUCCAUUCUGCACUCUUCUCCCUUUCCGCCUCAUGACUUGAUAUUUCUCUCCCUCCCAGGACGGGCUGUAUGAAUGUAUCCUGUGUGCGUGCUGCAGCACCAGCUGCCCCAGCUACUGGUGGAAUGGAGACAAGUACCUGGGACCCGCUGUCCUUAUGCAGGUCUGUGCUUUUGUGUAUUUGAGUUUAAACUAGUCUGAGGGGGAACUUUUUUGUUUAGAGUUGGUGUAUUUUGGUCAACAGGACACUGAUGGGUGAAUGUGUGUAUGUACCUUGGACUGUUUGUGAGCUCACAUGUCCGUCCUCACUCCAGGCCUACCGUUGGAUGAUUGACUCGCGAGACGAGUUCACAGAGGAGCGUCUGUCCAAGCUGCAGGAUCCUUUCUCCCUCUACCGCUGUCACACCAUCAUGAACUGCACUAAGACCUGCCCCAAGGUAACCUCAGUCUAAUAAACAGCACUACUCCCUUCCAAGGUUUAACAGUAACUUCACUGCUUACUAGCACACUCUUCUUCUUUCUCAUUGUACUCAAAUGCAUCACCUCUCUCCUACUCUUACAGGGCCUUAACCCAGGGAAGGCGAUUGCAGAGAUUAAGAAGAUGAUGGCCACUUACAAGGAGAAGAAAUCAGCUGCUGCUUGAAGUCUUGGGUUGUGACUCUUGACCCCCCCCCCUAUAAAUUAUACUAUAAUUAAGAUGCCCUACCAGUGGGUUCUGCUGGGCCUGCACACCUGUCAACUUCAACACCUCCACACUCCUGCACUACUGACUGACACUGGACUCCAAGAGAAAUGGGUGCAUGGUCAACGCCGGAUUGGUGUGUGUACUGUAGCGUGUGUUUGUGUGUUAGAGAAUGCAUGGGUGCAUACUAUAUGUGAGACAUGACCCACUGACUUAAAUGGUGCAUUCCUUGGUUCAUAUACCCAUUGUUUGGUCUCGUAGGUGUGUGUGACUAUGUGUGGGUGGGUUUGAGUUCAGAGUGUGAUGGAUUCACAGACAUUAAAUAUGUAUAUGAUCUGCAGCUCUUCUGUCAUACCUAUAUCUCUCUAUAUAUCUCUAUCAGGAGUCUGCUUGUAAUAAAUCCAAUGGUUUAAUGCCUGCCAUUGUUUCCCUUGUUAUUAUGCCUGCUUCUGACCAGAUGUCUCUUCCACUUUAUUCCAUUAGUAAUAGUUAUCACCACUUAAUUUAUCAGCACCUUCAUUGAGUGGUGUGAUUAUUUGUACAGCAUUUGAAUGAUGAUGGGUUUAAGGAUCAGCUAAAUACUUUUUUUUUU
Coregonus sp. 'balchen' is the source of this 7584-nucleotide messenger RNA. Lineage: Eukaryota; Metazoa; Chordata; Actinopteri; Salmoniformes; Salmonidae. The record is from the annotation of a GenBank genome assembly.